Messenger RNA from Phoenix dactylifera (date palm), 1901 nucleotides. Its product is annotated as F-box protein SKIP17. The record is from RefSeq and is a predicted model, not a curated record. Lineage: Eukaryota; Viridiplantae; Streptophyta; Magnoliopsida; Arecales; Arecaceae. Gene Ontology annotation, molecular function: protein binding.
GCGAUCUGCGAAGCGAUCGCUCUCCCUCUUCCACCCUUGCCCUUCUCCACCGCUUGUCGGUCAUGGACGCUUUCCUCCUCUCAUCCUCCUCCUCCUCCUCCGUCCUCAAGCGUCCCUGCCCCCGCGACCCCCUCGCAGCCAGCGGCACUAGGGUUCCGUCGGACCCCGCUGCCAUGGACUGCCUCCUGGAGGCCUUCCUCUCCCUCUCGGACCCCUCCCUCGCUCUCGAUCUCUCCCUCGAGCGCCUCCUCGGCUCCCGGGUCCAGGAGUCGGAUAAGGACCGUGCCAUCGAGGGCGCCAUCCGGGUAGGAUCGGCCCUCCUGGAGGCCGCCAAGAGAUCCGAUCGGAAGCGCUCCUCCAAGCACAACUCGGCCUCCUGGCCUCUUCCCCCCGAUCUCACCAUCAAAGUUUUCUCUAUGCUAGACACACAGAGUCUGUGCCAUGCUGCAGCUGCUUGUUCUAUGUUCCACAAGUGUGCAACAGAUCCAUUAUGCUAUGCUAACAUUGACUUAACAGUGCCAGUACCGAAGGUUAAUAACAUGAUUGUGUCUACAAUGAUACAACGGGCAGGAAAAAACCUUCAGUCACUCAAGCUUGGUAUGCGACCUAGCCCAACUUCAACAGCAGAGCUUUCUCAACCAAUGUCCAAUCCUAUUAAAAAUCCCAUAGAUACAUUUGGUCUUCCAUGGAAUGACAAGAGACCUAGGCCAAGGAGGGAGUCAUCUGUUCUUACCCGGUCCUGUCUGCUGGCUUUAAGUGUGGAUGGUGGUGCUUCUGGGGCUCUCCUGAGGAGGCUGCACCUGUACAAUAUUGAUAAGAUGGAUAAUUCUGCACUUUGCACAGCAUUGGCAGCCUGUCAGUCUCUCCUUGAUCUGGAACUCAUUGGUUUACAUGUUGAGCUGAGGCGAACAUUGGAUGCAGUCAGCACACAUUGUCACUCCAUAGAGCGUUUGUUCUUUGAGUCUUCUGAUACUGGCAGAGAUGAUAGUCUGAAAUCCCCAACUUGCAUCAAUCUGGUAAAUGGCUGUCCUAAUUUGACAACAUUAGCCCUCAGGGGAUUCAAGCUUCAUGAUCAUAAAGUCCGUAUGCUGGUUAAGGGAUUUCGCUAUCUCAAAUUUGUUGAUUUUUCAACAUCUUAUUCAAUCACAGGCAUGUUUUUAAGGAACCUUGCCAAUGGCACAAAUCCCGUUGCAUUGGAGGUCUUGAUUUUACGUGACUGUUUGCAUCUCAAAGAGGUUGAAGUUUCCCGGUUCUUAUCUGCUGUGCUUGAUGGAGACCUCAAAACCCUCAGAUAUUUGGACAUUUCGAAUAAGGAUGGCCUUUCUGCUAAUAAUGACUGGAACUAUCGGUGCUAUAACCCAAGUGCUAUUCCAAUUUCACGAGUUUUAAAGGACAGACCUGAUAUUUGUUUAAUUGCCAAUUUUCCCCCAGAAGGGAGCUUCAUUGAUAUUGAAAACUUUAGUGACAGUGAAAUAAGCAGCAGCACAAGCUUUCAGAUGAUGGCUGCUGCUGUAUUUGGUUCUUAUUCUACAAGCUCAUCUGACAGCAGCUAUAGCAGUGAUCCAGGGAGCGGUAAUGAGGAUGUCCAUGAUGUGAAUGAUGUGAGCUUCGCAUUCUAUGGUGCAGAUAGCUAUGAUGAAAUGGAGUUUCAAUUGGCUUAGCAAGAGGUCAGAUGGGUCAAUGCAAGAUGAUACAGACUCAUCCAUCUGAAUGCUACACCCCACCCUCUCCUCGUUAGUUGAAUUAGUUUUAAACUAAUGGAAGGUGAUGCUACAUUGCAUUGAAUGAAUUUGUAUAUGCCAUGGAAGUUUGAUACUGAUUUCAUUGGACUAUUUGUGCACCUUAAAUUAAGCAAAACCAUAAUAGUCUUAGUCUAAAAAAGUUUUACAAUUGGCUGUCAA